Messenger RNA from Macrosteles quadrilineatus (aster leafhopper), 1335 nucleotides. RefSeq names its product thioredoxin-like protein 1 (gene Txl). The transcript has 2 exons. Bases 232 to 1095 code for a protein of 287 amino acids. The record is from RefSeq and is a predicted model, not a curated record. NCBI's taxonomy places the organism in Eukaryota, Metazoa, Arthropoda, Insecta, Hemiptera, Cicadellidae.
CGUCACUCCUGAAUUCUGUUAUAAUAAAGUUAAGUUAGUGAGUUGCAUUAAUUAUUAAUUUGUACAUAAACCAAGUUUAUUACCUUCUACAUAGUUUUGAAAUAAUUUGAAAUGACAACGCUCAGAGAGAAACAAAUAGGUGCUGAAUACUAAAGUAACAAGUGGAAUACGUAUAGAAGACUUGUAAUAUAAAUUGAAUAAGCUUUACUAUCAUUGUAUAAAUCAUUCAAGAUGGUCGUAAUUAUCAUCAAUAACGACACUGAAUUCCAGUCACAUUUAGUGUCCAAUGGGAAGUUGGUAGUAGUAGACUUUACAGCAUCCUGGUGUGGACCUUGCAAGCGAAUCGCUCCUAUCUACGAUCAGCUGGCUAUAAAAUAUCCUUCUGCAACGUUCCUGAAAGUGGACGUGAAUGUUUGUCAAGAUACAGCAAUGGCUCAGGGUGUUACUGCAAUGCCGACUUUCAUAUUCUACAAGAACGGUGAAAGGAUAGAUCACAUGUCAGGCGCCAACCCACAGUUACUAGAGGAGAAAAUUAAACAGCAUGCUUUGUCGUCCGAAUCAGGAACAGAAGUCCCAUCUCCUGUGAAAGGCCAGUUGGAUUUGGCACCAUUUAUGGUGAAAAGCAACGUGGAAGCUUUGAACGAGAGCGACAGCCACCCGCUGGGCAACUGUCUCAAGGAUGACGACACUUACCUUCUGUCUGACUGUGACAACCAGCUUAUCAUACCUAUCACUUUCAAUCAAGCUGUUAAAAUUCAUUCAAUCAAAAUCAAAGCUCCUGAAGCGACUGGCCCAAAAACUAUCAAGCUCUUUAUCAAUCAGCCUACUGUUCUGGACUUUGACGCAGCUUCCCAAAAUGUCCCUACUCAAUUAAUCGAAGUCAAGCCAUCUGACCUUUCCUCUGGAAAUCCUAUCGGUCUUCUGUUUGUAAAAUUUCAAAACGUCCAAAACUUGCAGAUUUUUGUUCAAGAUAAUCAAGAUGGCUCUGAUGUGACUCGUAUAGACUAUUUGCAACUUUUCGGCUCUCCGAUUAUCACUACAAACAUGAGCAACUUCAAAAGAGUCGCUGGCAAAGCAGGAGAAGUCGACCAUUAGUUUGAGUCUCCCUAUUUUGGACAUGAUUUACCUUUCUGAUAAUAAUUUCUAUUUGCAUUUUCUUAACACAAGUCACAUUAAACUGCAUUUAAACUGACCGGUGGUGUAUUUUCUUUUGAGAGCUUAAGUACUAAAGGUUUUGUUUGUUUAAAAUGUACCAAGAAGGAAAGCAGUCACUGCUUAAAAUAUGGUUGAGAAUUGUAAAUCUGGUUGAUUUAAUAAAUAUUACUGAAAUUGCAA